Mus pahari (shrew mouse) is the source of this 2441-nucleotide messenger RNA. It is a transcript of the gene Nkd2, whose product is annotated as NKD inhibitor of WNT signaling pathway 2. NCBI's taxonomy places the organism in Eukaryota, Metazoa, Chordata, Mammalia, Rodentia, Muridae. Gene Ontology annotation, biological process: negative regulation of Wnt signaling pathway. The transcript is spliced from 10 exons. Bases 190 to 1575 code for a protein of 461 amino acids. Gene Ontology annotation, cellular component: cytoplasm. The record is from RefSeq and is a predicted model, not a curated record. Gene Ontology annotation, molecular function: calcium ion binding.
GGCGCGCGCGCUCAGAGGGAGGCCGGCCGCUGCCCGCGCCGGUGUCCUCCCGUUGCCGGGCCAAGCCUCGCCAGACUGCCCGGCCCCGGAUCCAGCUGCUCUCAGCGCGGGAUUCACGCACCCCGGGCUCGAACCUCGGACGUACACCUGAGAGCUCGGCCGGAGGGUGGGUCCAGGCCCAGCGGAGACAUGGGGAAAUUUCAGUCCAAGCACGCCGCAGCAGCCUGCAAGAGGAGAGAGAGUCCCGAAGGGGACAGCUUCGUGGUGUCUGCGUACGGGAGCGGUCGCAAAGGAGCGGAAGAGACCGACCGGCGUGCGGGCAGCGGUGUGGAACAUUGCGCACGGGACAAGCAGGAGCUGCUCAAUGGAGACCCUAAGGAGGGGUCUUUCUGGGAAGACAAGGGUUCCCUAGAAGUUGUGCUGCCCCCUGAGAAGUCUGAGGGCCAUGAAGGUCAGGGCCAGAUCUUCAGCACAGAUGAUGGGGAGAAGGCAGCAAGCCGUGAGGGUCCACCAAGACUUAGCAAGAAGCACUUGAACAUUGACGCACUGCAGUGUGACGUCUCAGUGGAAGAAGACAACCGCCAAGAAUGGACAUUCACGUUGUAUGACUUUGACAACAGUGGGAAAGUCACCAGAGAGGACAUGUCCAGCCUGAUGCACACCAUCUAUGAGGUUGUCGACGCCUCUGUCAAUCACUCCUCGGGCAGCAGCAAGACCCUCCGAGUGAAACUAACUGUCAGCCCUGAACCCUCCAGCAAGAAGGAAUAUCCUCUCACUGGCCAAGACCGGGAGCCCACUCGUGGCAGAACAGAGAUCGAGCUCACAGAUGACCCCCGAGUGGCUGACAGAAGGCUAUCCGCCUACAGCAGGAAGCCCAAUGCUGAUCCCCAGCCAUGCUCUGUGCGAGUGCCCUACUGUGUGGAUGAGAAUACAGAGCGCAGAAACCACUACCUAGACCUUGCUGGCAUCGAGAACUAUACAUCUAAGUUUGGUCCCGGGUCACCACCUGAGCAGGUCAGGCAAGAACAUCAUGGCAGGGCCACACACAUUCCAAGCAGGUCCCGAUCACAGGAGUCGGAUGCCCACGCUAUACACCACCGCAGGUCUCAAGUCCUGGCUGAGCAUGUCAUACCAGCUAAUGAGCCUGCCACCCGGGCCCUGGCUGCACAGCCCCGGCUCAAGGGGCAGGAGAAGCAGUUCCUCAGGUCUCCUAAGGGUCCGGGUAAACCUCUUGGGGCACCAGGCAGCAGCAAGCCAGGGAAAGCUCUCAGCUAUUGCCUGCAGGCUGUGCCACUGCCCCAGGGUGCUCAGGACGGCCACCACCUUCCUCAGCCCCCACCACAGCCUCCGCCGCAGCCCUAUGGUCACAAGCGGUAUCGGCAGAAAGCCAGAGAAGGCCACUCACCACUCAAGGGGCAUGGCCAGCCUACCAUGGUGGAGCAUGAAGUGGUUCGGGACCUGCCUCCCAUGCUGGGGCCUGAGGGCUACGUGGUGCCUGUGAUCCAGAGGCAUGAACACCACCAUCACCAUGAGCACCACCACCAUCACCACCACCACCACUUCCACCCAUCCUAGCACCCAAACAAGCGCUCUGUCCAAAUGCCCUUGGGGACACGGCAGGUGCUGGCAUGUGCCCAGUAGAGAGUACAGCAUCCCCUGGCUCAAACACCAGCUGCAGAUGUCAAAGGGGCACCAGGGAGAUGGCACCAGGCUGGAUAUUCAUGGACAAAGCUACCUUUCUCCAUGCCAUUUGGAUACCAGUCCAUUUGAUGCAGCUGAUGAUUACCAGUAACACGUGCUCUGGUGUAAUCCAGAAAGCCCAUACGUGAGGGUACAAAAGCAUCUGUUCCUGCUUUUGCUGCAGUGUGGCCAUGGGAUGUUUGAAGACAUUCUUUGUAUCCUCAUGGUUCUUUGACCUUCGGGUACCUGAAUGGAAAAGGCAAUGCUUUCUGUGAAGUUUAUAUGUUGUAAAGUCAGUGGACUGGGCGUGGAAAGUGGUUCUUCUUCAGUGUACCAUGUUAAACAGAGCAGAACAAAGAGGCCAGAGUAUCAGCAAAUGUGGAGGGGGCACGGUUGAGCAGAGGAGCGGGGUGAUGUUCAGUGGGCAGCAUGAAGCUUGGUUUCAAGCUUCCAGCAUCCUAGGUAGACAUGGAUAAGACCCAGACAGGUUGAGAUGAGAUGGAUCAAGUACUAUGCUGGAAGUCCCCAUCCAGGCUAUGCAUAGCCAAGUGAUAUUUAGGUAUCCCUCCAUAAAGGCUGCAAAGGUGUGGGGACCUCAACAAGUCAUGAUCUUCGUGGUUCCACUAGCAGGACACAGCAAGAGGAACUUUUUAACCUCUUGUGAGUUUGUGAAGGUGGCAUUAUGCCUUCUUGGCAUAAUAAAAAAUUGUGCAUUCUGUAACAUGGCAUACAUACCCUUGUAUUAAAACACUUUUCUGAGA